AUGUCGGUUUACAUCAACAUGAAACACCAGACAUCCAAGACAUAUAUUCUCGGGCGGCUGAUCCUCGCUGUGCGAUCCCCGGCAAAGGGCGAGGCCGCGGCCAAGCAGCUGCGGCAGAAGGUGCGCGACACCCAGAUCGACGUCUGGGAGGUGGACAUGCUGUCGUAUGCGAGCGUGCAGGCCUUUGCCGAGUGGUGCAAGACGCUCAGCCGCAUCAACUUUUGUCAUCCUCAACGCGGUGGGCGCCGACGGAGCAGUACCCUGCCAGCAAGGCGCUGGCACGCUUCUGGAUAUAUUGCUAUGUUCUCCGCGAGACAGGAGAAAUCAAUAACACUCAAAGUCUUGGGUGCCCCGUCAGUUGGUAGCAGUGACAACAUACGUGGGACCAAGUCCGUAUUCGCGUUGUCGCCCUCCCUGGGAGAGCGACAGCUUCUGGCCUUCGUCGUUGCUCAAAGGUACUCGACCACGAUUCCAACACAUCACUCUCCUGUAUUGGUAGACCUCAAGUUGCAAGUGGUAUUGGAAUAGGUGUUCUCGAGCUUGCCUCUGUUGGUACCGCUGCCGG
Messenger RNA from Chaetomium strumarium, 565 nucleotides. RefSeq lists its product as uncharacterized. The record is from RefSeq and is a predicted model, not a curated record. The transcript is spliced from 5 exons. NCBI's taxonomy places the organism in Eukaryota, Fungi, Ascomycota, Sordariomycetes, Sordariales, Chaetomiaceae. The coding region runs from base 1 to 528 and encodes 175 amino acids.